AUGAAAUCUUCAACCACAAACACCUCCGCAGUUGAGCAGUUACCAUUUCAUACCUCACAUUCCCUCUCAGGUGCGCCUGAAAGAAUUGACGAGCCAACCAAUUCCAACAGCGGAUUUGACUUUUUCUCUUUUCCCAACUCUAAUCCAUUCAUGUCUCCUUCUGAUACAGCAGUGAGUAAUCCCUUUCUUUCCUCUUCGGGAGGAGGAGGAGGUGCAUUGGGAGGUGGAGGACUUUCGAAUCCUUUUGGUCUCUCCUCUCCAACCUUUACCAGAGAACGACGGUUGUCCUCAAUCUUUGAUUUGGAGAAUUCCCGAGAUUCAGACAUGAUGUUAGAUCGGAAUAACAACAAGAGCCUUAGUGCUUUUUCCUUUGGGGGAGGAGGAAAUCUUGCUUCUGGAGAGAACAGUAAUCAGUCGAUGAUGGGUCAAUCUCCUUCCAAAGCUCUUACUUCUUCCAAAUCCCAACAACAAAUUACUUCGUUUGAUCAGGCCAUUCCUCUUCUGAGUGGAGGAAAGAGUCAACAGCAGCAGCAAUAUGUAGAUUCCUUCCCUUCCGAGCAUUCUCUCUUCUCUUCUUGUUCCUUCUCCAUGAAUCAAUCAAAAUUAUUAAGCUCUCCAACCCCUGGAAGUGAUAAUCCUAAUGCAGUCAUGAUGACCUCCUUUGCUCAAGCCUCAGAAAGAAGACAACAACAACAACAACAACAACAAGGAGUCAUCCUCUCCAGUGGUGGUAUUGGAACAAGCCUAUUGGAGGAGGCUGAGUUGUCCAAAUCUUCCUCUUUCCCCUCUCCUCCUCAAUUUGGAUCAACCAAGAAGAGCUCCACCAAUGUUCCACCUCCUCCCAAUAUGCUUUCUCUAGGACCAUCUUCCAACCAGCAACAACAGCAACUGACAGGAAAGCAACAAUAUACGUUACUUCAGGAGGGACAAUCCUUUUCGCCACAAGGUGGUGGAUCCAAUGCCAAUGUUCAGCAACAACAAAAUAUGCAAAAUCUCUUUUUCCAGUACAUGUCCAAUCAGAGUGCUUCUGCUCAACAACCAUCGGGCGCUUCGACUCAAUCAUCCACUCAAGGACUGUAUGGGUCAUCACAACUUGCUCAGGGAGCUAACACCUCUGCUGGCUCAACCAAUACAGGAGGAAUCACACAUCAACCAUUCAUUUGGACAUCUGCUCUCUAUCCUCAAGCUGCUACUACUACUAAUACUGGAGGAGGAGAUUCAGGUCAGCAACAGCAGCAACAAACAGGACCUUCUUCUCAACCUGGAACAUUCUCAUUCCAAGAUCAAGUUCAAAUGAUGAAUCAACAAAUGUUGCAAAAUCCAUCCACGGCAGGUGCCUUCAUACAGAAUUAUCAAUUGCUAAAUCCAGGUGCUGUGGCUAGCUUCAGGCAACAUGCACAGCAAUACUCGAGUGCAAGCGGUAGUGGUGCUGGUGGUGGAGUCAACACAGGUGGAAGUACAACAGGUUUCAUGGACACCGCUGCCCUUCUCUCUCAACAACGUUCUCUUUACUCAACUCCAUUACAAGUCAAUACUACACCCACACUCUCACAACAGAGAGCUCUUCUUGGAAGUGGAUCUCUUCCAGGUGCAAGUGUUGAAUAUGGUACUCCUUCGACUCCAUCUCCUCAACUUGCAAGCUCCUCUCCUCAAGAUCAAUCAAGCUCAGGAAGAAAGAGAAAGAAGCAAGCAGGUACCAUCACCACUCCUCAACAAAAAUCCUCUCGAUCCAACAAGUCUAAAAACAAACAAAAUGAAAGUGUUUCAUCACAAAAUGUUGCAGCCACAACUUCGACCACUCAACAACGUGAAGCCAAAAAGAGAAAAAGGAAUGUUGGUCAUUCGACGGAAUCAGAGCUCUCCAAUCAUGGCAUACUCUCUUCAGGUGUAGGAGAGGAGAACAGCAGAGAGCACUAUUCCAAAGAAAUGCAUGGUUCAGCCAAUCCUUCCUCUCUUGAUUCUGGAGCCUUAGAUUCUCAACAUGCCUAUGAUUCACAACAAGGGCUCUUGGAAGAAGAGGACUCUAACGAUGCGAAUGGUCAAAAGAAAUUCUGUUUCAGAAACUUAAUUGUUGAAAAGAAUUCACAAAAGAUGAAAUUUGUCAACUCAGACAUUAAGGAAGAGGGUACCAAUCAAGGUGCAUGGUCUGAGAGAGAACAUCAAGCAUUCUUGAAAGGCCUUCAAGAGUUAGGUUAUGGUAAAUGGAGAGAAAUUGCUGAUCGAUAUGUGAAAACCAGAACUAGAAUUCAAGUGGCAUCACACUCUCAAAAGUAUCACCAACGUUUAGAAAGACAAGCCAGAAAGAAAAAGAAACAACAACAAGCAAAGAAUGGAAAGAGAGGUGGAGAGACUGUUGAAGAGGAAGGAGCAAGCAGUGGUACUCCUCACUUGAAUCAAUAA
Molecule: messenger RNA, 2400 nt
Organism: Naegleria fowleri
Lineage: Eukaryota; Heterolobosea; Eutetramitea; Acrasida; Naegleriidae
Exons: 1
Coding region: 1-2400 (799 amino acids)
Biological process (GO): response to gibberellin; response to ethylene; response to auxin
Molecular function (GO): DNA binding
Source: RefSeq, a predicted model, not a curated record